Colletotrichum orchidophilum is the source of this 282-nucleotide messenger RNA. RefSeq lists its product as uncharacterized. The coding region runs from base 1 to 282 and encodes 93 amino acids. Lineage: Eukaryota; Fungi; Ascomycota; Sordariomycetes; Glomerellales; Glomerellaceae. The record is from RefSeq and is a predicted model, not a curated record. The transcript is spliced from 2 exons.
AUGUUCCCUGUAGACAUCCACUCGGGAACGGAGAUCAUCAAUUGCAACGAAGACGCGUGCCCCAUCCUCGACUCUGACGAGCUGUCUCUCCUCUCUCAGUUCGUCAACGACCCACUGCAGGCCCGCACCCUGCUCGAGGCACGCGGACUGGCCGACGAACCCACAAAGACCGGCAGUCUGGUGGCCUACGUCAUAUCCCUACACGCUACCGCCAAGGCCGCUCUCACUGAGGAAGAGAUCAAGGUCCUCAAGGGACGGUUUGAGAAUGGUCAGAAGCUCUAA